Pestalotiopsis fici W106-1 is the source of this 1641-nucleotide messenger RNA. RefSeq lists its product as uncharacterized. The transcript has a single exon. Gene Ontology annotation, biological process: maturation of SSU-rRNA. The record is from RefSeq and is a predicted model, not a curated record. Gene Ontology annotation, cellular component: cytosol; preribosome, small subunit precursor. Gene Ontology annotation, molecular function: ATP binding; protein serine/threonine kinase activity. Lineage: Eukaryota; Fungi; Ascomycota; Sordariomycetes; Amphisphaeriales; Sporocadaceae. The coding region runs from base 1 to 1641 and encodes 546 amino acids.
AUGGCUGAUCAGGAAAUCGGUUCCGCUGCUGCGGCUCACGAACCGCCCCACGUCUACAAGGCCAACGAUGGCUACGAUGCAUCCGUGCGGCAGGAGGUUCCCGCCACUCUACAGACCUCGACUACACAAGAACUGAUCGAGGAUGACGAGGAAGACUACGACGAGAUCUUCAACUCCGACGAUGACGACCUCGACGACGACGGCGCUGGCAACCUGACCAAGAACUACAACCGACAGAGACAACUCAUCGAUGGAGGCGCCGCAGUGCCAAGGUCAAACCAACAGAAGCCCGCUGCCAACACUUUUGCCAGCGUCGACGAUCAAAUCAAGACACUUUCCAAGCAUGCUGCCAAGAUUCGUCUCGACGAUGUCAAGGAAUCCCAGGAUAGGGACAAGGACAAGGCGGAUCGCGCCACGAGCGAGCAAGUUUUGGACCAGGGAACCAGAAUGAUUCUUCUGCGACUCAUCCACAAGGGAGUCGUGGGCGAGAUCAAUGGUGCCAUCAGCACAGGAAAAGAGGCCAAUGUCUACGGCGCAGUUGGCGAAUUUGACGGCGUCCGCCUCAACAGAGCCGUCAAGAUCUACAAGACUGCCAUUCUGAGCUUCAAGGACAGAGAACGAUACAUUACUGGAGAGCACCGUUUCAAGUCUGGAGCUGCCAAGGGCAACAACCGCAAGAUGGUCCAGCUUUGGGCUGAGAAGGAGUUCCGCAACCUUCGGAGGAUACACGCCGCUGGCAUCUCAUGUCCAGAGCCAAUUCAGUUGAAGCUGCAUGUCUUGGUCAUGGGUUUCCUGGGAGACCGCAGAGGCUACGCCUACCCCAGAUUGCACGAUACUCGCAUUGACGGAGAUGACGCCGACCAGGUAUGGAGGUCCCUGUACCUCCAGCUUAUGGGAGUUAUGCGCCGCAUGUAUCAGGUCUGUCGCCUGGUCCACGCUGAUCUCAGCGAGUACAACAUUCUGUACCAUGACAGGAAGCUGUACAUCAUCGAUGUAUCCCAGAGUGUUGAGCAUGAUCAUCCCAGAUCUCUAGAGUUUUUGCGCAUGGAUAUCAAGAACACAGGUGACUUCUUCAGGAGGCAAGGCGUGGACACGUUAAGUGAUCGGACGAUUUUCGACUUUGUCACAGCCUCUGAGGGGCCAGUGGAAGAACCCGCCAUGCUGGAAAUCCUCGAGAAGCUGUACACGACAAGAUCGGCUGUGGAUGACACUGAGGAUGCCAGAGCUCAGGAAGAAAUCGACAACGAGGUCUUCAGAAACCAAUAUAUCCCCCAGACCCUUGAGCAGGUAUACGAUAUCGAAAAGGAUGCGCAGAAGAUUGGAGCUGGUGAGGGAGACCAGCUGGUCUACAAGAACCUUUUGGCUGAUCAAGCUGUUGCUCCUGGUACGACACCCACAGAGGACGAGGCAACAAGCUCAGAAGGCGAUGAGGAGGAAGGUGCUGCAUUGGAUAGCGAUGACAGCGAGGAUGAGAGCAGAUUUGAAAAGGGCACGCCGCGAGGCAAGCGCUUCAUUGAUAAGGAAGAAAAGAAGUCGCACAAGCAAGCGGUCAAGGAAGAAAAGCGGGAAAAGCGGAAAGAAAAGAUGCCCAAGCACCUCAAGAAGAAACUUGUGUCAUCUACCUCGCGGAGAAAGAAAUAG